AUGGAUACAUUAACAUUGGUCUCGAUAUUCGCUGCAGGAUGCACUGCCAUUUUCUCAAGUACUUAUUUACUGGUGAUGAGAGUUAGACCAAGAAUCUCAACAGCUGAUUUAUUGACUGUUCUCUGGUUUGUUUUAUGCGGUUGCAUUCACCUCUUCUUCGAAGGAUACUAUGCCUACAAUUUUCGACGCAUGCCACUCAUGCAAGAUCUCUUCGGCCAACUCUGGAAAGAGUAUUCACUAUCUGAUUCGCGAUAUCAAACACAAGAUGCUUUCGUUCUCUGCAUGGAAACCAUUACUGCAGUAUGUUGGGGCCCUUCAUCAUUUAUCCUCGCGGCCAUGAUUGCGACGGAUCAUUCGCUCCGAUAUCCUUUGCAGGCAAUCAUAUCGUUGGGUCAAUUGUAUGGAGACGUGUUGUACUAUGCGACAUGUUUGUUCGAUUUCUAUAUAUUGGGGUUGGAGUAUUCAAGACCGGAACCUGCGAUUUUCUGGGGAUAUUUUGUUUUUAUGAAUUCUUUUUGGAUUGUGAUUCCUUGUAAAUCCCCAGCGGGAACUGCAUUAUCAAAAGAUCCGCCAACCCUAUUUUCUCCACUCACCAUCCGCGAUGUCACGUUUCAAAAUCGCAUCUGGGUAGCUCCUAUGUGCAUGUACAGCGCGAACGACGGACACCUUACUGAUUUCCAUCUUGUGCAUUUGGGUGCCUUUGCUUAUCGCGGAGCGUCUCUCACUAUUAUUGAAGCUACUGCUGUCCGCCCGAAGGCCGAAUCUCUCCCGAUAGAGGGGUUCAAAAGGGUAGCGGAUUUUGCACAUGGCCAAGGACAGAAAAUCGGAAUUCAAUUGGCUCAUGCGGGAAGAAAGGCUAGUACGUUGCCUCCUUGGAUGGGACCUAGAGGAAAGAGUGCUGUUGCAGAAGAAAAGGAUGGAGGAUGGCCUAAGAAUGUUAAGGGAAUGAGUGCGUUGAAAUGGGGUGAAGGUUAUGCGGAGCCUAAUGAAAUGUCACUUGAGGACAUUCAAGAUGUCAUUGAUGGAUUCCGUGAUGCGGCUAAGAGAGCUGUGGCAGCGGGAAUUGAUGUGAUUGAAAUUCAUGGUGCUCAUGGAUACUUGUUGCAUUCCUCUUUGAGUCCGGUCACCAACAAACGAACCGAUCAAUAUGGAGGAAGUUGGGAAAACAAAAUUAGAAUGCUGACCGAGACGAUCAAGGCUGUGAGAAGUGUGAUUCCAGAGGGAAUGCCUUUGUUGCUCAGAAUCAGUGCUACAGAGUGGUUAGAAGAUGUUGAGAGCUGGGAUAUUCCAGAUACUAUCAAAUUGGCAAAGUUGCUUCCAGCACUUGGUGUUGAUUUACUCGACGUCAGUUCGGCAGGUAAUUCGCCAACCCAAAAGAUCGGAAUGCAUACAAAUUACCAGAUUUCUAUUGCUGGGGAGAUCCGUGCAGCGUUGUUUAAAGAAGGGAUCAAAGACCUGAAGAUUGGGUGUGUUGGUAUGAUCACAGAAGCUGAGGCUGCAAAAUCUCAUUUGGAGGAUGAACCAACUACAUACCCCAACGCAGGAGAAACAGUAGAUGUUAAAGAUGAACAAGGAAAGAUCGCAAAGGCCGAUAUCGUUUUGGUUGCUAGACAAUUUAUGAGAGAACCUGAGUGGGUUUUUAGAGUCGCUUAUAGAUUGGGCGUUGAGGUUCAAUGGCCUGUUCAGUAUUUGAGAGCAGGCUUUUUGAAGGGCUCUGUUAUUUAA
This is a messenger RNA of Botrytis fragariae, 1725 nucleotides long. RefSeq names its product putative nadph dehydrogenase protein. Gene Ontology annotation, molecular function: FMN binding; NADPH dehydrogenase activity; NADP binding. NCBI's taxonomy places the organism in Eukaryota, Fungi, Ascomycota, Leotiomycetes, Helotiales, Sclerotiniaceae. The record is from RefSeq and is a predicted model, not a curated record. Gene Ontology annotation, cellular component: intracellular anatomical structure. Bases 1 to 1725 code for a protein of 574 amino acids. The transcript is spliced from 4 exons.